Sitodiplosis mosellana (orange wheat blossom midge) is the source of this 462-nucleotide messenger RNA. RefSeq lists its product as uncharacterized. The record is from RefSeq and is a predicted model, not a curated record. Lineage: Eukaryota; Metazoa; Arthropoda; Insecta; Diptera; Cecidomyiidae. Bases 57 to 452 code for a protein of 131 amino acids. The transcript has 3 exons.
GAUACGAAUAUGGCACAGCUAUACCUUCAAGUGAUAAAUUCGUAACAUUCGUUACCAUGGCAAACAAUUGGAAUGUGAAACCAAGUUUUGGCACCAGUCAGCCGCAACCCACUGAGUAUCUUCCAUCUGAAGGCUACGCUUCACUUGGACAAAAUAUACCAGAGUUACCACUUGAAAAUUGUUCAGCUCAAUGUUCACCGCCUUCGGGUCCUCAUCCCUAUUUUCAAUCGAAUAGACAUCCUCAAUCAAUACCAAUUGAUACUCAACCGCAAUCGAUGACAUUUGCCAAACAACCUCAGCCUAACCUAAAUCCUGAUCGUAGAAUAUAUGUGACCGAAAACAAGGUUAAAUCAUAUUGCGAUACGUGUUGCUUCCUUUGCCUUCUAUGUAUGCAAGUAUGUAACGCGUGUGCAGAUAUCUGCAAUCUACUUGCUUCCUGUGCAACGCAAUAGCGAAUUCCAU